AUGUUGGCUAUUUUCCAUAAGGCGUUUGCUCACCCACCGGAAGAGCUUAACAGCCCAACAGCAUCUCUCAAUGAUUCCAAGAAACCUAAACUUCCACAGGAGACUCUCUCUGAGUUUCUCUCAGCUCAUCAUCCUACUAACACCACCUCUAUGAGCUUCGGAAAUGCCGCUGUCCUCGCCUACGUUCGACCGGAGUCACCGGAGAGCCCUCACUCCCAUCACCAGAGGUUGUUUUGUGGGUUUGAUGAUAUAUAUUGCCUGUUCUUGGGGAGCUUGAACAACCUUUAUGCGCAGAUCAAACAGUAUGGGCUAUCAAAGGGUUCAAACGAGGCCAUGUUUGUGAUUGAAGCCUAUCGGACACUUCGGGACCGUGGCCCCUAUCCAGCUGAUCAGGUUGUUAAGGAUCUGGAUGGAAGCUUCGCCUUUGUUGUCUAUGACAGCAAGGCUGGAAAAGUGUUUGCUGCACUGGGUUCUGAUGGGUGUGUGAAGCUGUAUUGGGGUAUUGCUGCUGAUGGCUCUGUGGUGAUCUCUGACGAUUUAGAGGUCAUAAAAGCAGGCUGUGCCAAAUCAUUUGCACCAUUUCCAACAGGAUGCAUGUUUCACAGCGAGGGAGGAUUGAUGAGUUUCGAGCAUCCUCUUCACAAGAUGAAAGCAAUGCCAAGAAUAGACAGUGAUGGGGUGAUGUGUGGAGCUAACUUCAAGGUUGAUGUGUACUCAAGGGUCAACAGCAUUCCUCGUAGGGGAAGUGAAGCCAAUUGGACCGAGUGGGACUCGCAUUGCUGA
This is a messenger RNA of Ilex paraguariensis (yerba mate), 783 nucleotides long. The record is from the annotation of a GenBank genome assembly. NCBI's taxonomy places the organism in Eukaryota, Viridiplantae, Streptophyta, Magnoliopsida, Aquifoliales, Aquifoliaceae.